UCGAAGGCGACCCCGGUGACCGGCGACCAGCGGCUGCGGCAAUACAACUCUUGUGCAGGCAGUUUUCAACAAGAACGCCUGGGAGUUCGCCGUCACCAGGAAGUUCCAAGGAGUGGACGGUUCUGGAGUUCGCAUAUAGUGCCUGUAUCUGGUUGGUGUAACAAGCAUGCUACUAGAGAUUUCUGUACUUCCGAAAAAGUUACCAGAGGUCGAGUAUAUCAGCCAGAGGAGCUAGAACCAACUACACCUGCGAAGGAUACUGAUAUAAUAAUUGAUCGCAUAAAAAAGAGCACAAGGGAAUUGGAACAAGGGCCUAUUGGAAAAAAAUUAUCUUCGGCAGAGAAAAGAGAAUAUCUUGUCAAUACUCUUCUUGGCCUUGAAGAUUCAAGAGAAGUUGUUUAUGGCACCCUUGAUGCUUGGGUUGCCUUUGAGCAUGAUUUUCCUCUGGCUUCACUAAAGCAAGCACUUUCAAUUCUUGAGAAGGAGCAACAAUGGCAUAGAAUUGUCCAGGUGAUAAAAUGGAUGCUAAGCAAUGGGCAAGGAAACACAAUGGGAACAUAUGAGCAAUUAGUGCGUGCACUUGAGAAGGAUAAUAGAGCUGAGGAAGCACAUAAAAUCUGGCAGAAGAAAAUAGCCCAUGACCUGCAUUCAGUUCCUUGGCGUUUCUGUCAUCUAAUGCUGGCAAUCUAUUACAGAAAUAAUAGGCUAGAAAGGCUCGUGAAGCUCUUCAAAGAACUAGAAGCAUGUGGUCGUAAACCUCCAAACAAUGAUAUUAUAUGGAAAGUGGAAGAUGCAUAUGAAAUUCUUGGACUAAUAGAAGAAAAGAAAGCGUUGCUUGAAAAAUACAAAGAUUUAUACAACAAGCCAUCUCGUGGUGAUCGAAAGAAAGGCUCCAAAUCCAAAAGGACUGAGAUGAAUAAGACAGGCGCGGAUGGCAGCAAGAUGGAAACAUCUGUAAAUCUUCAAGUUUACUGUUGCCCUUUAGAUGAAGAAUCUGCUGCCACUGUUAAGUCAUGACAAGAGAUUCAUUACUGAUCCACUGACGAGGCUACAAGAUGAGGCAAAAACUGGAUGCUGCCAGCAUUAGUACAUGUCUAGCUGAUGCAGACAGUAGUGGGCGUCACCUAAUUUGGGACAUGCCAUCUUCUUUUCCCCCUGAUGCUGGUGAUAGUUUGCAAUAUUCUGAAUUUUAUUUUGGUAAGUCUGCUUGGGCAAAAUCGAACGUGAAACAUAUCAUCGCCGCAGACAUCAAUGGUUACUCUUGGUAUUGUCUAGCCAUGGACCCAUGGUACAAGGGCAUUUGUAUUUGUUGAGAAACUGAAAAUUUUGGGUUCUUUUUAGCACCAUCUUGCCCUGUCUAAGAACGACAGAAUCACACCAUUAUCACUUAUGCACCUGUUGUAUAAUCUGCAGUGUUGAUUGCUAGCGAAAUGUUGUAUACUGUAUACAUGCACCCAUCCCAUGUAAUCCGCACGGGAAGUUGAAAUUUAUUUAUAUCUUAAGCGUUGCUGAAA
Messenger RNA from Panicum virgatum (switchgrass), 1514 nucleotides. RefSeq names its product pentatricopeptide repeat-containing protein At4g18975, chloroplastic-like. The annotation marks the transcript as partial. Lineage: Eukaryota; Viridiplantae; Streptophyta; Magnoliopsida; Poales; Poaceae. The record is from RefSeq and is a predicted model, not a curated record. Gene Ontology annotation, molecular function: protein binding. The transcript has 9 exons.